UUUCAUCCCUUCGCGCAUCGCCACCGGAUCGUAUCCCUAUUUCCUCACAAUCGCGAAUUCUUUUCCCUUUUCCCCUCUCUUCCUCGCUGCGUCUCUCUCUCUCCUUUGCUGCUAUUCUCCAAACCUCGCCCAAGACAACAGACCGAAAGAAUGCCUCCGAAGAAGCGAGUCGUCAAAACCGUGCGCAAAACCGUCCCCAAGUCCAAAUCCAAAACCCCCGUCGCCCCCGCCCCCGCCGCCGCCCCCGCCGACGAUAACCCCUCCCCUCCCUCUGCCGCUUCCGACAUCCCUAUCACCCCCGUUCCGGCCGCAGCCGCCGAGGUAGCCACACCGCCCCCGUCCUCGACCGCCUCCGAAACCCCCGUUUCCGAGCUCGUCGAACCCACCCCCGAGCCCCCCGUCCCUGUUGCUGCCCCGGAGCCCUCGGAAACCCCCUUCUCUGCUGUCCCGGAGCCCUCGGAACCUUCCGCCACUGACGCCUCCCCCGCCGUCGAGGAAACCCAGGUUGCAGCUGCGGUGCCAUCUGAAGCGCCCAAGAAGACCAUCGUCCGAGUGAGGAAGGUGAUCAAGAAGAAAAUCAUCAAGAAGAGGAUUCCGAAGGUGGUGUCGUUAGCUAAGAAAGAUUCGUUGCAACCGCCGACAGAAGCCGCAGACCUAGAAACCGCGGUUACCGAAUCGGGGUUUCAGAACCCUAGUUCUGAUGUUGCAGUUGGAGGGGCGACACAGACGGAGAAUGUUGGUUUCGAAGAGCACAAGGAUGUUGCUUUGGAAGAGGAGAAGGAUGUUCCGCUGCAGGAUAAGGAGGAAAGGCAAGAGGAGGCAGUGACAACUGCUGCUGAUGAGGAGGCCGGGAUGUCAGAACGGCAGAAUAGGAGGAAGACAGAGAUUUUUAUUGGAGGACUUGGUAGAGAUGUCAAGGAGGAGGAUCUGAGGAUGGUUUUUGGGAAGGUGGGCGAGAUUGUGGAGGUAAGAAUGAUGAUGGAUGGACAGACUGGGAAGAACAAGGGGUUUGCUUUCUUGAGGUACAAGGAUGCAGCACAAGCUAAAAAGGCCGUUUCUGAAUUCUCUAAAGUGGAGGUCUGUGGAAAGAUUUGUGGGGCAGCUGCUCUUGAGGGGAAUGAUACUAUAUUUCUGGGAAACAUUGAUAAGAAAUGGAAGAAAGAAGAUGUAAUUAAGAUGUUACAGGACAUUGGAAUUGAAAAGAUUGACACUGUUACUGUUAUGGCUGAUCCCUAUAAUGCUGAUACAAAUCGUGGGUUUGCUUUUCUUGAGCUUGAAACUAACAGAGAUGCGCAUCUUGCUUAUAGAAAACUUCAGAAAAAAGAUGUUUUUGGCAAAGGCCGAAACAUCAAAGUUGCUUGGGCUGAACCAUUAAAUGAUCCAGAUGAAGAGCAAAUGCAGAAGGUCAAAUCAGUUUAUGUAGAGGGCAUACCAUCUUCAUGGCAUGAAACCAAGUUGAGGGAGAUCUUCAAAAAGUUUGGGGAGAUUGAGCGGAUUGUCCACUCACGAGAUAUUCAGUCAGCUAAGAGAAAAGACUUUGCCUUUGUUAACUACAGCACUCGAGAGGCAGCUCUUUCCUGCAUUGAAUCAUUUGAGAAGGAAGAGUUAACUGAGAAUGGCUCAAAGGUGAACAUUAAGGUAUCAUUGGCUAAGCCUGUGCAAAAAGGAAAGCAGAACAAAGGGUUCUUAAAGUCUACCAGUACAGAGAAGGAUAAAUUAAAACCAGUGCAACAAGUCAGCCUGUAUCACAGAAGUUCUUGCAAGGAUUUUCCUUUUCACUAUCGUUUGACAACAGGUCCUGCGGUCCAAGAUUAUUCACAUAUUGCGGCUGGAGGGAAACGUGCCUUUUCUUAUAUGGGAGAAGAUGCAGCAUACUCUGAUGUGAGAGGAUAUCCUCGUGCCCGUCUUGACAAUUCUUUUCCAGUUUCGAGCUCGAGCUAUGGUGCACAUCCCCAUGGAUUGCCUGGCUCAUCUUUGCCAUACUAUCAGCAUCAAAGUGUUGGUUAUCCAAGUGGUACUCGCUAUGGGGUGGCAGAACAUUCAAGCACCUUUCAGAGGCAAGGAGUUCCUCCUCCAUAUGGAGGCAGUAUGUAUUCCAGAUACUCAUGAGAACUGGAAUGUCUCUUUGGAUCAUUUAUUUCAGCCUGGAACUCCCCAUGCAGUUCUUCAUCGGAACAUCCCAACUUUGGUGCUGAAAUAUGAUGUUUCCUGGCAAGUUCUGAUUGGUUGCCAUUAAAUUUUCAAAUCCCCAUUGUAUUAUUCAGGCCUAGCAAGUUGCUCUAGCGUCAUAGCGUCUCUGAGGUUCGAUGACUCAGCAAAAGCAUCUUCCACCAUCUUUGUCCCCUUGACAUGGACAUGUUCACCUAUAUGAGCCAUCUCACUUGUUAGUGGUUUGAGCACUGUGGUGUUAAUUUAUCAACUCUUAAUCCAGACUGUGCAUCAGCCUUACGAUAGGUACAGGCUUGUCCAGUAUGAUUUGUAUGGUACAUGUGGUUAGAGUUACUUUCUGACAUGAAAAGGACAUUGUCUAAAAGCUUCGUACUGUGUUCGAGAACGGAAUUCCUGGAAAAUUUUGGACAUUGUCUAAAGGACAUUGAAUCAGCCUCACCCGUA
Molecule: messenger RNA, 2613 nt
Organism: Musa acuminata subsp. malaccensis (wild Malaysian banana)
Lineage: Eukaryota; Viridiplantae; Streptophyta; Magnoliopsida; Zingiberales; Musaceae
Source: RefSeq, a predicted model, not a curated record